AUGCUGAUUGAUUGGCAGCAGAAAUUCCCCCGAGCCGUGCGUGGCGGACGGGUGACUCGUCCUCAUACAACUAGUGAACACACUCUUUGCAAGAGGGCACCAGACGACGAGGAAGCCGUCCGCUACAGUAAGAAGGACAAUGGAUACCAUCGUGAUUCAACAUUGCAAAUGCUUGUCUACAAGUUCAUGCCUCGAAUAUUUUUUGAAAACGCUGAAAAGGACAAAGGAAUCGUAGAUACAAAUGAUAAAAAGGUGCAGAGGGAAUUAGCACAAGCAAGCGCCGAGAUAUGUGAUCCGGAAGAACUUCUUUCUAUUUGUUUGGAGUUUAUACCGGCACCUCCUAUCGAAAAAACGGAAGAGGAUACGGUUUUGCUUCAUCCUUCUACCUCAACAUCCACUCAGAAUGAACCUCCUAUCAAGAAGACUAAGAAGUGCCGUGAGCAACGCCAGGUGCAGCAGUCAUUUCGUCGAUUUUUUCGUUGCGUUGCAAAAGUUCCAAUUCGUACACUACGUCGCUUACUUGAAACGAAGCUAUUUCUAACUGAUCAGUUUAGCGUCCAUUUCUUAUCAGACAGAGAUUUCCAGGAUAUUCCUGACGAUGUAACCCUUCGAACACUGGUACUAGAUGGAGGUUUCGAUCGCUCACGGCCAUUUCGUCUCUUCUUUACACUCGUCCCAACUAUCAGCGACGAUGCUCCACCAGUUUUGGAUGCUGAAACGAUGCCGUGUCUAAUGCCAGAGGCUCCAGUUCACCAAGAGACACUAUCCAGUGUUCAACCACCUGGUCAGCUACAACCAGUUCAAAUUGUUUCUCCAGUAGUUCCUGCGUUGACCGUCAGCCUCUCGACGGACAUCUAUGGUCAUUCAGCACCUAUUAUUACAACGCAGUGUGCUCCUCGUAAACGCAGAAAACUGAGCGACCCGAAAAAAAGCCCUACGGAGAAGUCACCACCCAACACUACUGGGCCACAUCCACCAUCAGUCACGCCGAAUAUGCUCGUUGGCCCGUUAAUACGACCGAUGUUCAUCACCCAACCACCAUUUAUGCAUCGUUCUCCUCCAAAUGCGAACGUCUCGCAUAUGUCUUUCGCUCAGUCAACAAAGGUGUCAGCUUCGAAUGGGAACUCACUACCGAAGAAAUCCGCGACUCCAAAUCAAGGUGACAACAUUGAUCAUCCUCCCCAACUUCAUCGUGAGGAUUCUGUGCCUUUAAACGUUCCUUCAUCGGUGACUGAGGUAUCGAAAUCACCCACUGCUUCAUCCGUUUGUGAAUCCCAGAGCGAUUCAACACCUUCAGUGCAACAUGCGAUGCCACCUUCAUUGGAAGUUGCCCAAAAAGACCAACCUCUGCCGGAAACUUUACAACCUUCUCCAUAUACGUGCAAAGUUGAGGAGUUGGAUGUCAACCGGCCCACAAAUAUUCAGAACGAUACGUCUUCGUCAAAGACACCAAAGGGUGUUGUGCCGAAAACCAUCAAGUCAAAGUCUCUGUCGAAUUCUGAAACUACACAAAAAUUGAAUACGAAAACCGUAGCUAAAGUGAUAAAUCAACAAAAUAAUUUAGAACGCAAGCCCUUAUCUCCUUACACAAGCAGUGUGCUGAAGAUACCAGAGUCACCCCCUCGUCUUGAGGCGAUGACUUCGCAAUCCAAAUCACAGCCAUCCAACAAACCGCCACGAGGGAAUUCACAGAUGCAAAACGGCAUCAGUAAUCAUGUAGUCUCCAAAAUAAAGCCGAUCAGUUCGUCUGCGCAGCCGUCACCGUCGGAACAUCUACGACCUGUUCAAACUGUGCUGCCGCAAAUGCCCAAUGGGGAUGCGAAUCAAAUGACGCCAGUCAUACCAAACACGCCAAAAACUCCUCCGCAGCACUCGAUAACUGUAGAAACAAAGCCAGAAGUGGUGACUACGGCGGCCAAUAAUUUAACCACGACAGAACGUGCCGCAUCGCCUGCGCCAGCAGCUCCAAUGGAUUUCCGGCGCAUGGCAACGCUAAACAAGCAGUCGCUCGGUCGCACUUUGCAGGCGGUGCUCACAAGCGGUCGAGCGGCAAACGCAGAUGCUUCCCGGAUCGUAGUGAACGGAAGCGGUACACCAGUAGAUGUUAAAUCCGUAACCCUCAAUGGUAAAAUCAACGAUAAAACAGCCGUCGACUUAAAUUAUUCCAAAUCGAAGUCAUUGUCAACCUGA
Angiostrongylus costaricensis is the source of this 2190-nucleotide messenger RNA. The record is from the annotation of a GenBank genome assembly. NCBI's taxonomy places the organism in Eukaryota, Metazoa, Nematoda, Chromadorea, Rhabditida, Metastrongylidae.